AUGGUAUUAGCAGUCAUGGUGAUGACUGUGGUGACUGGACUUGCUCUCAACAAUAGCGUUUUCUCGAACAAACGAGUGAGUGUUACUUUGGAUAAGAUAAACUAUUUGUUAUGGAAGCAACAAAUCUUACUUACGGUGAGGAGUCACCGUUUGAAGAAGUUGUUAACUGGUAAUGUGCUUCCUCCAGCUGCAACGGUGGUGUUGGGCGGUGGUGUUAUGGUGGAAAAAGAUGAGUAUGAAGUGUUUGUUACGCAAUAUAAUGCUCUUGCAUCUUGGCUUUUGUCAACGAUCGACCCAUCGAUUCUUCCUCAUCUUGUUGGAGCUGAAACGGCAGAGAUAUGGAUGAAAGUGACGAUUAUUUUUGCGAACAAAUCUCCUACGGUUAAAGAAGUGUGCGAUGUGUUAACUGCCUGUGGUGCUCCGGUGUCGGAGUAUGAACAGAUUGUCACGGUUCUAAAUGGUCUUCCCCCGGAGUAUAGACCGUUCGUGGUUGUGAUUACCACCAGUAGCUAUCCGCUAUCUUUCGACCGUAUUGCUUCGAUGCUUGUUGAUGCGGAGAUGUAA
Hibiscus syriacus is the source of this 564-nucleotide messenger RNA. RefSeq lists its product as uncharacterized. The transcript has 3 exons. Bases 1 to 564 code for a protein of 187 amino acids. The record is from RefSeq and is a predicted model, not a curated record. NCBI's taxonomy places the organism in Eukaryota, Viridiplantae, Streptophyta, Magnoliopsida, Malvales, Malvaceae.